Molecule: messenger RNA, 1097 nt
Organism: Oncorhynchus nerka (sockeye salmon)
Lineage: Eukaryota; Metazoa; Chordata; Actinopteri; Salmoniformes; Salmonidae
Gene: oprk1
Product: opioid receptor, kappa 1
Exons: 4
Coding region: 6-1097 (363 amino acids)
Biological process (GO): G protein-coupled opioid receptor signaling pathway; sensory perception of pain; neuropeptide signaling pathway
Cellular component (GO): plasma membrane; neuron projection
Molecular function (GO): neuropeptide binding; dynorphin receptor activity
Source: RefSeq, a predicted model, not a curated record
GCACCAUGGCCAGCGCCGGUUCCCGGGACAGUAACGGCGUUGUGCAGAUCUUCAAGGAGGACCGGUGCCCAUCCGGUAGGCUCGAGGACUGCCUCCUCAACUUCACCUGGCAGCCAGGUUUCCCAGAGCUGUUCAACUACACAGCUAAUGGCAGCUGGCUGGGGGACCCGGAGCCCAUGUCGCCAAUCAUCCUUAUCAUAGCAGCGAUGUACUCCGUAGUGUUUGUGGUCGGGCUGGUUGGAAACUGUCUGGUCAUGUUUGUCAUCAUCAGGUACACUAAGAUGAAUACAGCCACCAACAUCUACAUCUUUAAUCUGGCUGUAGGCGACGCCUUAGUGACCACCACAAUGCCUUUCCAGAGUACUGACUACCUGAUCAACUCCUGGCCCUUCGGAGAGGUGGUGUGUAAGGUGUUCAUCAGUAUAGACUACUACAACAUGUUCACCAGUAUCUUCACUCUGACCAUGAUGUCAGUGGAUCGAUAUGUCGCUGUGUGUCACCCGGUCAAGGCUCUGGACUUUAGAACUCCCGUGAAAGCGAAGAUCAUCAACGUUCUCAUCUGGGUUUCAUCCUCCGCUGCCGGCAUCCCUGCUCUAGUGCUGGGCAGCACACAGAACAACAACGGUACCACAGAGUGUGCCCUCCAGUUCCCUGACCCCUAUCUCUACUGGGACACAGUGAUGAAGAUCUGUGUGUUCAUCUUCGGCUUCGUGGCCCCCCUCCUCAUCGUCAGUGUGUGUUAUACCCUCAUGGUUCUGCGUCUGAAGAGCGUGCGGCUGCUCUCUGGCUCCCGGGAGAAGGACCGGAACCUGCGGCGGAUCACCCGGCUGGUUCUGGUGGUGGUAGCAGUGUUCAUAGUCUGCUGGACGCCUAUCCACAUCUUUAUCCUGGUUAAGAUGCUGGCGCCCCCCGGGGGCAUUAUCGAGACCACGCCCGUCAUGGCAGCCUACUUCUUCUGCGUUGCCCUGGGUUACACCAACAGCAGCCUCAACCCCAUUCUCUACGCCUUCCUGGAUGAGAACUUCAAACGCUGCUUCAGGGACUUCUGCUGCCCGGGGGGAGGGGGCAGGGGGGACAGCCACGGGGGAGUCGAGUGA